AAUUAAGGGGAAAAAAAAAAAUAAAUCAAAAUCACAAGCCUGACCCGCUUCCCCGUUCACCUCCCCCUUCCUCCUUCCUUUCUCCUCUUCAUCCAGCCGAGCCGAGGACUAUCCCAAUCGCCGAGGGGAAGGAAAAAAGGGGGAAAAACCCAAGAGCGGCGAGCAGCGGACCCCCAGCACGCCCCAUUGGUGCCGCUGCCCUUUGACAUGCAACCUUGCUUGGGAUGGGACCGGCCGGGAUGCAGCUGCAGCUUCGGGAGGCACUGCUGGCAGCUGGGCAUGGUGGCACUGCUGGCGGCCGAGGGCAGCGCCUGGAGCCGGGCACUGCUGCUCUCGCUGGGGCUGCUGGCAGGAUCGGCCAUGGCCCAGAACUGCAGUCACACAUUGCAGGGCCCAAACGGGACAAUACAGAGCCCAGGCUUUCCCUAUGGAUACCCCAAUUAUGCAAACUGCACGUGGACAAUCACUGCUGAGGAGCAGAACAGGAUACAGCUCGUUUUCCAGUCCUUUGCAUUAGAGGAAGAUUUUGAUGUAUUAUCCAUCUACGAUGGGCUGCCUGAGCAGGGCAAUCUGAGAACGAGGCUGACAGGGUUCCAGCUGCCUGCUCCCAUCGUCAGCACGGGCCUGGUGCUGUCCCUGUGGCUCGUCAGUGACUACGCCGUCAGUGCCCAAGGCUUCCAGGCCAGCUAUGAGGCCCUGCCCAGCCACACGUGCGGGAACCCGGGGCGGCUGCGGAACGGGGUCCAGCAAGGAACCACCUUCAGCAUCGGGGACAGGGUCAGGUACAGCUGCAACCCUGGCUUCUUCCUGGAGGGCCACGCCCUGCUCACCUGCCAGGCCAGCUCGGGACAAGGAGCCUCCUGGGAUUUCCCUCUCCCCGUCUGCAGAGCUGAUGAUGCCUGCGGAGGGACCCUGCGGGGCCAGAGCGGGAUCAUCUCCAGCCCUCACUUCCCCCUGGAGUAUGGCAACAAUGCAGACUGCACCUGGACCAUCCUGGCCGAGCCUGGGGACACCAUUGCCCUGGUGUUCAUGGAUUUUCAGCUGGAGGAUGGAUAUGAUGUUCUGGAAGUCGCUGGCACGGAGGGAUCCUCGCUCUGGUUCACUGGGAUGAAUUUGCCUGCCCCUGUGAUCAGCAGUAAAAAUUGGCUGAGGCUGCACUUCACCUCUGACGGCAACCACAGGCAGAAGGGCUUCAGUGCCCAGUACCAAGUCAAGAAGCAGAUGGAGCUGAAGUCCAGAGGGGUGAAACUCAUGCCCAGCAAGGACAACAACCAGAAGACGUCAGUGUUAACUCAGGUUGGUGUGUCCCAGGGACAUAAUUUGUGUCCAGACCCUGGGAUUCCCGAGAGAGGCAAAAGGAUAGGCAACGAUUUUAGGCUGGGCUCCAGCAUCCAGUUCUCCUGCAACGAGGGCUACGACCUGCAGGGCUCCAAGAGCAUCACCUGCAAGAGGGUCAGCGACAUCAUCGUGGCCUGGAGCGACCACCGGCCCGUCUGCAGAGCCAGGAUGUGUGACACGUACCUGCGCGGGCCCAGCGGCGUCAUCACGUCGCCCAACUACCCCGUGCAGUACGACAACAACGCCUACUGCGUGUGGGUCAUCACCGCCCUCAACCCCGCCAAGGUGAUCAAGCUCACUUUCGAGGAAUUCGAGCUGGAGAGAGGCUACGACACGCUGACCGUGGGGGACGGGGGCCAGGUCGGAGACCAGAAAUCCGUGCUUUAUGUCCUGACAGGCACCACAGUCCCUGACCUCAUUGUCAGCACCCAGCACCAGAUGUGGCUCCUCUUCCAGACCGACAGCGUCAGCAACCUGCUGGGCUUCAAAGCCACCUACGAAGAGAUUGACCAGGGCAGCUGUGGGGACCCCGGCGUCCCGGCCUUCGGCCGCCGCGAGGGCUCCCGGUUCCGCCACGGGGACACCCUGCACUUCCAGUGCCAGCCCGCCUUCGAGCUCAAGGGCCACAAAAGCAUCACCUGCCAAAAGAGCAGCCAGUGGUCUGCUCAGAAACCCGUGUGUGUUUUCUCCUGCUUUUUCAACUUCACCAGCCCGUCGGGGACUGUGCUGUCCCCCAACUACCCCGAGGAGUACGGGAGCAGCCUGCACUGCGUGUGGCUGAUCAUCGCCAACCCCGAGAGCAGGAUCCACCUGGCCUUCAACGACUUCGACGUGGAGCCCCAGUUUGAUUUCCUGGCCGUCAAGGACGGUGGCACAGCCGAGUCCCCCGUGCUGGGCACCUUCUCAGGGAGCCACAUCCCCUCCUCGCUGACCAGCAGUGGCCACGUGGCCAGGCUGGAGUUCCAGACUGACCACUCCAUGGAGAAGAGAGGGUUCAACAUCACCUUCACCACGUUCCGGCACAACGAGUGCCCGGACCCCGGCGUGCCGGUGAACGGGAAGCGCUUCGGGGACAGCCUGCAGCUGGGCAGCUCCGUGUCCUUCCUGUGCGACGAGGGCUUCAUCCGCACGCACGGCGCCGAGAGCGUCACCUGCGUCCUGCAGGAGGGCAGCGUGGUGUGGGACAACGCCGUGCUGCGCUGCGAAGCACCCUGUGGGGGCCACCUGACGUCACCCAGUGGAACCAUCCUGUCCCCAGGCUGGCCUGGCUUCUACAAGGACUCGCUGAGCUGUGCCUGGGUCAUCGAGGCCCAGCCUGGCUACCCCAUCAAGAUCACCUUCGACAGGUUCAAGACAGAGGUGAAUUACGACACCCUGGAGGUGAGGGAUGGCCGCUCCUACUCCUCUCCCCUGAUUGGGGUCUAUGACGGCACGCAGGUGCCCCAGUUCCUGAUCAGCACCAGCAACCACCUCUACCUCCUGUUCACCACGGACAAGAGCCACUCUGACAUCGGCUUCCAGAUCAGAUAUGAAACUGUGAAGCUGCAGUCCGACCACUGCCUGGACCCCGGCAUCCCAGUGAACGGGCAGCGCCACGGCAACGAUUUCUACGUGGGAGCCCUGGUGACGUUCAGCUGUGACCCUGGCUACACCCUGAGUGACGCUGAGGCCCUGGAGUGUGAGCCCAACUUCCAGUGGAGCCGGCCCCUGCCCAGCUGUGAGGCUCUCUGUGGGGGCUACAUCCGUGGCUCCAGUGGCACCAUCCUCUCCCCAGGCUUCCCUGAUUUUUAUCCCAACAACUUGAACUGCACGUGGACCAUAGAAACAUCCCACGGCAAAGGUGUGUUCUUCACCUUCCACACGUUCCACCUGGAGAACGGGCACGAUUACCUGCUGAUCACGGAGAACUCCAGCUUUGCCCAGCCCCUGAAGCAGCUGACGGGCUCGCGGCUGCCGGCCCCGCUCAGCGCGGGGCUCUUCGGCAACUUCGCGGCCCAGAUCCGCCUCAUCUCCGACUUCUCCAUGUCCUACGAGGGCUUCAACAUCACCUUCUCAGAGUACGACCUGGAGCCGUGUGACGAGCCCGAAGUGCCGGCCUACAGCAUCAGGAAGGGGCUGCAGUUCGGGGUGGGGGACGUGCUGAGCUUCUCGUGCUUCCCCGGGUACCGGCUGGAGGGCGCGGCGCGCAUCACCUGCCUGGGCGGGAGACGGCGAGUGUGGAGCGCGCCUCUGCCAAGGUGUGUUGCUGAGUGUGGCUCCUCUGUGACGGGGACCCAGGGUGUGCUGCUGUCCCCCAACUACCCCCUGAACUACAACAACAACCACGAGUGCAUCUACUCCAUCCAGAGCCAGCCUGGCAAGGGCAUCCAGCUGAAAGCCAGGACCUUCGAGCUGGAGGCAGGAGAUGUCCUCAAGGUCUACGAUGGCACCAACAGCUCUGCCCGGCUGCUGGGCACCUUCAGCCGCUCGGAGCUGCUGGGCACCAGCAUCAACAGCACCUCCAGCUCCAUGUGGCUGGAGUUCAUCACUGACACUGCCAACACCAGCAAAGGCUUCGAGCUGCAGUUCUCCAGUUUUGAGCUCAUCAAGUGCGAGGACCCCGGCGUGCCCCAGUUUGGGUACAAGGUGCACGACGAGGGACACUUUGCUGGCAGCUCAGUGUCGUUCAGCUGUGACCCUGGCUACACCCUGAGAGGCACCAGGGUGCUGGUGUGCCUGACUGGGGAGAGGAGAGCCUGGGACCAGCCCCUGCCGACCUGUGUGGCUGAGUGUGGAGGGACAAUCAGAGGAGAGACCUCAGGACGGAUCCUUUCUCCAGGAUAUCCAACUCCCUACGACCACAACCUCAACUGCAUCUGGACCAUCGAGGCAGAGCCUGGAUGCACCAUUGGGCUCCAUUUCAUGGUUUUCCACACCGAGGAGUUCCACGAUGUGCUGCGGAUCUGGGACGGGCCGGUGGAGAACGGGAUCCUGCUGAAGGAGAUGAGUGGCUCAGGGCUGCCUGGGGACAUCCACAGCACCUUCAACUCUGUCAUCCUGCAGUUCAACACCGACUUCUUCACCAGCAAGCAGGGCUUUGCCAUCCAGUUCUCAGUGUCCACAGCCACGUCCUGCAACGACCCAGGAAUCCCGCAGAACGGGAGCCGGAGCGGGGACAGCAGAGAGGCCGGGGACUCCAUCACCUUCCAGUGCAACCCCGGCUACACCCUGCAAGGGGAGGCCCAGAUCACCUGUGUGCAGAUCCAGAACAGGUUCUUCUGGCAGCCAGACCCACCCACCUGCACAGCUCCGUGUGGCGGGAUCCUGACGGGCCCGGCUGGGGUGAUCCUGUCCCCGCAGUACCCGGAGCCAUAUCCCCCAGGGAAGGAGUGUGACUGGAAGCUGACAGUGUCCCCUGACUAUGUCAUUGCCCUGGUGUUCAGCGUCUUCAGCCUGGAGCCUGGCUAUGAUUUCCUGCACAUCUACGAUGGGCCUGACUCCCUGAGCCCCCUGAUUGGGAGUUUCUAUGGCUCCCAGCUCCCAGAGAGGAUCGAGAGCAGCAGCAACAGCCUUUUCCUGGCGUUCCGGAGCGAUGCCUCCGUCAGCAACGCCGGCUUCGUCAUCGAGUACACAGAGAACCCCCGUGAGUCCUGCUUUGACCCAGGGUCCAUCAAGAAUGGCACCAGGGUGGGCACAGACCUGAAGCUGGGCUCCACCAUCACCUUCUACUGUGAUGGGGGCUACGACAUCGAGGGGGGCCCCACCCUCACCUGUGUGAUGGGAGGGGAUGGGAAACCCACCUGGAACAAGCCACGCCCCACCUGUACAGCUCCCUGUGGAGGGCAGUACACAGGCUCAGAUGGAGUCGUCCUGUCCCCAAAUUAUCCCCAAAACUACACCAGUGGCCAGGUGUGCCUGUACUCCAUCGUCGUGCCCAAGGACUAUGUGCUCUUCGGGCAGUUUGCCUUUUUCCAGACGGCGCUCAAUGACGUGCUGGAGGUGCACGAUGGCCCCACGGAGCACUCACGGCUGCUCAGCUCCCUCUCGGGCUCUCACUCAGGGGAAUCUUUGCCAUUGGCCACCACCAACCAGAUCCUCAUCAAAUUCAGCUCCAAGGGUCAAUCCACGGCCAAAGGCUUUCAUUUUGUCUACCAAGCCGUGCCCCGCACCAGCGCCACGCAGUGCAGCUCGGUGCCGGAGCCGCGGCACGGCCGGCGCCUGGGCAGCGACUUCGCCGUGGGCGCCCUGGUGCGCUUCGAGUGCAGCCCCGGAUACAGCCUCAGAGGCUCCCCUGCCAUCCAGUGCCUGGCCAUGCCCGGGGCCCUGGCUCAGUGGAACUCCUCCGUCCCCACCUGCGUUGUGCCCUGCGGGGGGAACCUGACAGAGAGGAAAGGAACCAUCCUGUCCCCAGGCUUCCCUGAGCCCUACCUGAACAGCCUCAACUGCGUGUGGAAGAUCACAGUGCCCGAGGGAGCAGGGAUUCAGAUCCAGGUGAUCAGUUUUGUCACAGAGCAGAACUGGGAUUCCCUGGAAGUGUUUGAUGGAGGAGACAACACAGCCACCAUGCUGGGGAGCUUCUCUGGAACCACGGUGCCUGCGCUGCUCAACAGCACUUCAAACCAGCUCUAUCUGCAUUUCUAUUCCGACAUCAGCGUCUCCGCUGCCGGCUUUCACCUGGAAUACAAAACCGUGGGCCUCUCCAGCUGCCCGGAGCCGGCGGUUCCUGGGAAUGGGCUGAAGAUCGGCGAGCGCUACCUGGUGAACGACGUGGUGUCCUUCCAGUGCGAGCCCGGCUACGCCCUGCAGGGCCACUCUCACAUCUCCUGCAUGCCGGGCACGGUGCGCCGCUGGAAUUACCCUCCACCCCUCUGCAUUGCCCAGUGUGGAGGAACGGCAGAGGAGAUGGAAGGAGUGCUCCUGAGCCCAGGAUUCCCAGGAAAUUACCCCAGCAACCUGGACUGCACGUGGAGGAUCCUGCUGCCCGUGGGGUUUGGUGCCCACAUCCAGUUCCUGAACUUCUCCACGGAGCCCAACCACGACUUUGUGGAGAUCCGUAACGGGCCCUACGACACCAGCGGCAUCAUCGGGCGCUUCAGCGGCGCCGAGCUGCCCGGCUCCCUGCUCUCCACUUCCCACGAGACCACCGUGUACUUCCACAGCGACCACUCCCAGAACAAACCCGGCUUCAAGCUGGAGUACCAAGCCUACGAGCUGCAGGAAUGCCCCGACCCGGAGCCCUUUGCCAACGGGGUGGUGCGAGGAGCUGGCUACAACGUUGGCCAGUCCAUCUCCUUCGAGUGCCUGCCUGGCUACCAGCUCAUCGGGCACCCCGUGCUCACCUGCCAGCACGGCACCAACAGGAACUGGGACCACCCCCUCCCCAGGUGUGAAGUGCCUUGUGGGGGCAAUGUCACAGCCCAGAAUGGGACAGUUUACUCUCCUGGCUUCCCCAACCAGUACCCAAAUUCCCAGGAUUGCACCUGGCUGCUGACAGUGCCCGUGGGGUAUGGGAUCCACCUGAACUUCACCCUGCUGCAGACGGAGCCCUACAACGACUUCAUCACUGUCUGGGAUGGGCCCCAGCAAACAGCCCCCCAGCUGGGGGUGUUCACGGGCAACUCGGCCAAGAAAUCUGCCCAGAGCUCCUCCAACCAGGUCCUGCUGAAAUUCCACAGCGACGGCGCCAACGGAGGCAUCUUCGCCAUCUACUUCUAUGCUUUCCAGCUUUUCCGCUGCCAGCCUCCCACCAUGGUUCCCAACGCCGAGAUCGUCACAGAAAACGAGGAGUUCAACAUCGGUGACAUCGUCAGGUACCGGUGCCUCCCCGGCUUCACCCUGAUCGGGAACGAAAUCCUCACCUGCAAACUGGGCACCCACCUGCAGUUUGAGGGGCCCCCACCCACCUGUGAAGUGCACUGCCCCAUGAACCAGCUGAUGACGGAUUCCACCGGCGUGAUCCUGAGCCAGAGCUUCCUGGGGAGUUACCCCCACUUCCAGACCUGCUCCUGGGUGGUGAAGGUGGAGCCAGGAUACAACAUCUCCCUCACCAUCGAGUACUUCCUCAGCGAGAAGCAGUUUGAUGAGUUUGAAAUCUUCGAUGGUCCCUCGGGGCAGAGCCCCCUGCUGCUGUCCCUCAGUGGGAAUUACUCAGCCCCUCUGACCGUCACCAGCAGCGGGAACAGCGUCUUCCUGCGCUGGUCCUCCGACCACGCCUACAACAGGAAAGGCUUCAAAAUCCGCUACUCUGCUCCCUACUGCAGCCUCCCGCAGCCCCCAGCCCACGGGAUGAUCCUGAGCCACUCUGGGCUGCGCCCCGGCAGCUCCGUGCGCUUCGGCUGCGACGCCGGCUACCGCCUGGUGGGACACAGCACCUCCACCUGCACCCAGCACCCCCAGGGCCACUUCCACUGGAGGGAAGCCACCCCCCUGUGCCAAGCUCUCUCCUGUGGCAUUCCCAGAGCCCCAAGGAACGGGGUUGUCUUUGGGAAGGAGUACACAGUGGGCACCAAGGCCGUGUACCAGUGCAAUGAAGGAUUCCAGCUGCAGCCAGGAGCCGAGCCCAGCACCGAGUGCCUGCAGGAGGGAGUGUGGAGCAACGGGAACCAGCCCCCUCUGUGCCUGGUUAUCUCCUGUGGGGACCUGCCCACGCCUCCCAACGGGAACAAGAUCGGGACCCUCACCAGCUAUGGGGCCACUGCCAUCUUCUCCUGCAACACUGGCUACACCCUGGUGGGCUCCCGGGUCAGGGAGUGCAUGGCCAACGGGCUCUGGAGCGGGGCUGAGGUCAGGUGUCUGGCCGGGCACUGUGGCGUGCCCAGCCCCAUUGUGAACGGGCAGAUCAACGGGGAGAACUACAACUACCGCGGCAGCGUGGUGUACCAGUGCCAGCCCGGCUUCCGCCUCAUCGGCAUGUCCGUGCGCAUCUGCCAGCAGGACCACCGCUGGUCCGGGAGAACGCCUGUCUGUGUGCCCAUCACCUGUGGCCACCCUGGCAACCCCCCCAACGGCCUCACCCAGGGCUCCCAGUUCAACCUCAAUGACGUGGCCAAAUUCCAGUGCAACCCCGGCUUCCGCCUGGAGGGAGCUUCCCAAUCCCAGUGCCUGGCCAAUGGCCAGUGGAGCAGCACCCUGCCCUCCUGCCGAGUUGUGAACUGUUCUGACCCCGGGCACCUGGAAAACAGCGUCCGGCAAGUGCAGCCGAGCGGCCCCCACAGGUUCAGCUUCGGCACCACCGUGUCCUAUCAGUGCAUCCACGGAUUUUAUCUGUUGGGAACGCACGUCCUGACGUGCCAGGGCGAUGGCACGUGGGACAGAGCCCUCCCCCAGUGCCUUUUGGUGUCGUGUGGCCACCCCGGGUCCCCUCCCCACGCGCAGAUCUCGGGGGACAAGCACACGGUGGGCUCCGUGGUCAGGUACAGCUGCCUGGGCCGGCGCACGCUGGUGGGCAAUGCCACGCGGAUGUGCCAGCUGGAUGGGCGCUGGAGCGGCUCCCUGCCGCACUGCUCAGGGGGCAGCCAGGGCGUGUGUGGCGACCCCGGGAUCCCUUCCCAUGGGAUCGGGCUGGGGGACGCCUUCGACGUGGGCAGCGUGGUGAGGUUCAGCUGCGAGCCCGGCUACUCCCUGCGGGGCUCCUCCGAGAGGAUCUGCCACUCCAACGGCUCCUGGAGCGGCACGCAGCCCGAGUGCGAAGUGAUUUCCUGUGGGAACCCUGGGACACCCAGCAACGCCAGGGUGAUCUUCAACGACGGCCUGGUGUUCUCCAGCUCCAUCAUCUACCAGUGCAGGGAGGGUUAUUAUUCCACUGGGGUGCUGAGCAGGCACUGCACCGUCAAUGGCACCUGGACUGGCACCAGCCCCGAGUGCACUGUGAUCAACUGUGGAGACCCUGGUGUGCCGGCCAACGGGCUGAGGCUGGGCAGUGACUUCACCUACAACAAAUCCGUGGUGUUCCAGUGCACUCCUGGCUUCAUGAUGGAGUCAGACAGAGCAGCUGCCCUCACCUGCACCAAGGACCGCACCUGGAACGGCACCAAACCCGUCUGCAAGGCCAUCACCUGCAGAGCUCCCCAGGCCAUUCCCAACGGCAAGGUGGUGGGAUCAGAUUUCAGCUGGGGUUCCAGCAUCAGCUACGCCUGCCUGGAGGGUUACCAGCUGUCCCUGCCCGCCGUGCUCACCUGCGAGGGCAACGGCUCCUGGAGCGGGGAGAUCCCCCAGUGCUUCCCCGUGUUCUGUGGGGACCCAGGGACCCCAGCCCAGGGCAGGAGGGAGGACAGAGGCUUCACCUACCGCUCCUCCGUGUCCUUCUCCUGCCUGGCGCCGCUGGUGCUCGUGGGGUCGGCGCGCAGGUUCUGCCAGUCCGACGGCACCUGGAGCGGGACCCAGCCCAGCUGCAUCGAUCCCAGCCUCACGACGUGUGCGGAUCCCGGAGUGCCUCUUUUUGGGAUGCAGAACAAUUCCCAGGGAUACCAGGUGGGAAGCAUCCUGUUCUUCAGGUGCCAGAAGGGAUAUCUCCUGCAGGGCUCCACCACCAGGACCUGCCUGCCCAACCUGACCUGGAGCGGCGUCCAGCCCGACUGCGUCCCCCACCACUGCAAGCAGCCCGAGACCCCAUCCCAUGCCAACGUGGGUGCCCUGGACCUGCCCUCCCUGGGCUACACCUUGAUCUACUCCUGCCAGAGCGGCUUCUACCUCACCGGGGGCUCCGAGCACCGCACCUGCAAAGCCGAUGGCAGCUGGACAGGGAAACCCCCCAUCUGCCUGGCCGAUGUCCGGCCCAGCGGGAGGCCCGUGGGCACCGCGCGGGAGCCGCCGCUCGCCAAGGCCUCAGUGCCUGCGGAUGUGUUUGCAAGGAAUUCCCUGUGGAAAGGCUCCUACGAGUACAUGGGGAAGAAGCAGCCAGCCAUGCUCUCUGUCACCAGCUUUGACCCUGCCACCAGCAAGGUCAACGCCACCUUGAUCGACCACAGCGGGGUGGAGCUCCAGGUGUCGGGGAUUUACAAGAAGGAAGACGUGCACCUGCUGCUCCAGGUGUACCAGAUCAUGGGGCCACUGGAGAUCUUUGCCAACAAGUUCAGGAAUGACAAAUGGGCUCUGGAUGGACACGUCUCGUCGGAGUCCUCGAGUGGCACCUUCGUGUACCAGGGCUUUGUGCGUGGCAAAGGCUUCGGGCAGUUUGGCCUCCAGAGACUUGACAUCAGCAUGAUGGAAAAUGAUCCUGAAUCCAUAGGCCACCACUUUGCAUCCAACAGCAGCUCCGUGGCAGCCGCCAUCCUUGUGCCUUUCAUCGCCCUGAUUAUUGCAGGGUUUGUGCUUUAUCUCUACAAACACAGGAGGAGACCCAAAGUCCCGUUCAACGGCUACGCCGGCCACGAGAACACCAACGUGAGGGGCACCUUUGAGAACCCCAUGUACGACAGGAACCUGCAGCCCUCAGACAUCAUGGCAGGCGAGGCCGAGUUCACAGUGAGCACGGUGUGCACGGCCGUAUAGCGCCGUCCCCGCGCGAUUCCCGUGGCCGGUGUCCAGUGUGGAUGACUGUCCCACCUCACCAUCCAUCCAUCCAUCCCCUCCCCACCUCCCUGCUCCCACCCCCGCCGAGGCCGUGGGGAAGCUGCUGCACCUCCCUGGAAUUCCCGAGGGGCUGCUGGAUCCACCUCCAACCUCCAUCCUGCUGGAUCUCCAAGCCAAAGGUUCUGCUCCGGCCCCGCUCCCAGAGCUCGGGAAGGCCUGGUGGUGGGAAGGCUUUCCCCAGCUGCUCCUGGAAGGAGCUUCCCAAACUUUGGGAAGAGCUUGGGCGACAAAGAGGUUGUGCACAAGGUGCUGGAUUCUGUGGGAAACACCUGGAUGAGACAGGAUGAGGAUUUGUGUGUCUGGGUUUGGGUUUCUGGGUUAUUUUUUUGGUUGGAUUUCCUACCCCAGGGCUUGAGCAGAGGAAGGGUUUUCAAAGGGGAGCUUUCCAAACCUUGGGAAGCUUUUCCCCUCUUCCCUGUGUUUGGUUUUCCUUUGGGCAUUCCUGGCUGGAUUUACAGAAAACACCUGGAUGGGACAAGAUGAGGAUUUGGGGUUUCUGUAUUUGGGGUUCUGGGUCAUUUCUUGGUUGGAUUUUUUACCCCAGGGCUUGAGCAGAGGAAAGGUUUUCAAAGGGGAGCUUUCCAAACCUUGGGAAGCUUUUCCCCUCUUCCCUGUGUUUGAUUUUCCUUUGGGCAUUCCUGGCUGGAUUUAUGGAUAACACCUGGAUGGGAUAGGAUGAGGAUUUGGGUUUUCUGCAUUUGGGUCUCCGGGUUAUUUCUUUGUUGGAUUUUCUACCCCAGGAAGAGUUUUCCAAGUGGGACCUUCCCAAAAGCUUCCCUCUUCCCUGUGCUUGAUUUUCCUUUGGGCAUUCCUGGCUGGGUUUUUCCUGCCAGGAAUGUUCCCCCUGAUCUGAGCUGGGCCCAAAUCCCUGAUCAGGAAUUCACUGCCAGGCGAUUCCUGAAGGGACAGGAACAUCCAAAGGGACAAAAAUCCUCUCUGAAAAGAACUCCACACUAAUUCCCCCAAAAGCUUCCCAAAUCCUUUGCCCUUUCCAGACUGAUCCUGGCAAUGCCAGAGGAGUUUUAAUUCCCAUCCCAAGCUGCUCCCUUUAUUUCCCAGGUGCACCGAGGUUUCCUGGGAUUUUGUGGGAGCAGGGAAGGCUCUGGAUCCUUGUGAUCCAAAGUUUGCUUGGAGUCACUUUUUCUAGGAUCAGGGGAGGCAGAAGUGCCAUUCCCAGGUCACUGAGUCCAGGAGGCUCCAAGGAAAAUCAGGAUGAACCCUCUGGAAUGGGGGUUUCCAUCCAUGCUCCCAUUCCAGCAUGGAUUUUCUCCUCCCUGAAGCUCUGCCUGGGAUAAUUUGGGAAUUUUUGUUGGUUUAUCCUUGAUUUUCUGGAUGUAAAUACAUCAAUAUUUUAUUUUUGUUACUCCCGGCUCUCCCACAGGGAGCAGAAUCCCCAGCCUGCCAAAAAAAUGCCGCCUGUGCUCCCAAAAAUGUCACUUCUGCUCCCAAAAAUCCCACCAAGGUGCUCUGAUUUGUCCCUGGGAAGCGGGAGCUGGAUCCUGAGCCCUGAUCCAGCAUGGGCAGGGGCCAGGGAAAUGUUCCCACAUGGAUUUGGGGAGGAUCCCAGGGUGAAAUUACACGGGCAGAUGGAUUGGGAUGGUGUCAAUCCCAGCGGGACUCCAAGGGAAUGUUCCCCUCUUCCCUUGUCCCCUCUCCAUCCUGCCAGGGCUGGAACAAGGCUGGGAGAACCCCUUGGAAUCCUUGGAUCCCACCCUGCCUCCAGCUGGGCUCUCCUGGCCCAUCCCUGAUCUUUUCCAAGCUCAAUUAUCCCUAAAAACCCUGGAACCCAACCCAAACCCCUGCUCUGCCACGUCCCAGUCCCAAUGCCCAAAAUUCCAACGAUCCCUGGAAGCAGAGCUUGGAUCUCUUCCAGGUUCUUCUCCAAAUUCCAGGGAAUCCUCCCCUGGCUGCUCCAGGUGAUGCUUGCCACACCUGGCUCCCACUCAUUCCAUGGAAAAUCCAGGAGUGCAAAAUAAAUCCAAAAUAUUUAAAACCACCCAAGCAGGGAGAAGAGGGAGCUCGACUUUAAUGGAAUUUGCUGCUUCGGAUCCAUGAAUUCCCUUUUCCUGCUGUUGCCCAGGGAGCCAAGGAAGUGGGAAAAGGGGUUUGUCCCAUUUUUUUUGCAAUCUGGCUGAGAUCUGCUCCAUGCCAUUCUCCAUCCUUGUGCCCAGAGGACUUGCAUAUGGUAAAAAAAAAAAAAAUGGGAAAAAGGGAAAAAAAUGAAAA
Messenger RNA from Camarhynchus parvulus, 13113 nucleotides. It is a transcript of the gene CSMD2, whose product is annotated as CUB and Sushi multiple domains 2. The transcript has 70 exons. Lineage: Eukaryota; Metazoa; Chordata; Aves; Passeriformes; Thraupidae. Bases 208 to 10806 code for a protein of 3532 amino acids. The record is from RefSeq and is a predicted model, not a curated record.